ACAUCAGAACAGCUUAUCUGGACCGGAUCCUAAAACAACCCGAUAUUCUGUUGUCUCAGAUUUACGCACAGAUUCUGGUUUCCAGAUCAUUCUCCAGUUUUGUUGUUUCCACCUGUUACUGUCUUCGCUCCGACUGAGAGUUUGAUGUCCAGAUUCAGGAGUAAGUUGGAUCUGUGUGAAUAUUAAAGCAGCACUGUGGAAGUUCUGACCCAAGUUUUAGCUUAAUUUGAGUCAUUCAAAAACUCGCCUAUGAAACUUGAGAGGUGCAGAUCCGGCUCUGAAUGGGUCAUGUGACCUAGAGCGCCGCUGUAACGCACUCUGAGCUCACCUUACAUCCUUCUGCUUUUCUCAUCCUCGAGCCAAAAUAUAAUCCAGUAAAUACGUCACAGACCUGCAUGUCAGCUCUUCUCCUCUGUUGAGGUUCCUGCAGCCUUUAUGGAACCUGUUGUCUCCUCCGUCCUUCUCUUCCACGGCUCCUGGAGCUCCCCCUCCCUCUCCCUCUCCCCCUCCCUCUCCCUCUCCCCCUGGCUCUGCCUCCUCUUCUCUCUCUCCGUUUCAAUCAGAGACUCUGAGGGUAUCUAGAGGGGAAUGUGGCCUCGUCUUUAAACUCCAUGACUUCUCAGUUUGCUCUGCUACCAGACUCCAGAACACGGAGGGAGGCUGUUAAAAUCUGGGACAGUGCAGUGCUGUCAGUGGCCUUCAGGGGCGCUAGACCUGGAAGUUAGGGGUUUACCGCCCCCUGGUGGCUAAAAGUAACAGUGCUGCUUUAAAUCUGCGCUCUGUUUUUAUUUUAAAAUAACUGAAAGGAUGUUCCAAACAAUUCAAGGAGGUAGAUUAACGCCAGGAAGGAGACAAGCUCAGUUUCCUGUUUCAGACCAGGACCCAGAAAUCUGCAAGAAAACCGGACAAACUCCACCAAACCAGAGCUGAGUAUAGAACCCGACCCAAACUGAACUUUCAAGAGCCAGAGCCAAAUGAAGCGAACCUCAGAAAAGUUCUUAGUUGGUUUUAUGGUGGAUUCAGAACCCGGUUCAGGUUAAUAAUGUCAAAUGAUUCUGUUUCUGACCCGGCUCUCAGUCCUGUCCCCCUCCUUCCUCUCGGCUCUUUUCCUGACUCUUCGUCACUCAUUUCCUUCUUCCUGUUUCCUGCGGCCAGUUUCCUGUUCCCAGGCAGCUUGUGGAGCAGCAGCAGCUCGCCAGGCUCACCGGACAACCGAGGAAUACCUCUGGUCUGAUUUUUGACGGACGGAUCGUAGAUAAACGUUCUUUUCUUCAUGUUUGGAUUGAAGUUGUUUUGUUUUGAUGUUGAGAAUCCUGAGCUCAACUAGAAGCAUCAGCCCACCGUAGCCUAGCUGCUCCACUGACAGAUCAAGCUGGUGUCAGGUUAAUUCCCGGAACCCUCCUAUAGAGCACAAUGGGAGCUACCUGAGUGCCUCACCUGAGCGCCUCACCUGAGCGCCUCACCUGUGGCUGCGGCUCAGCCUGUUGGAUGGCCACAGGUCUGAACUUCUGGAGAUUCAAUGAAGUCAGAAGGUGAGUCAGGGUCUGUGGACAGGUGAACCAGGACUCGAGUGAGGAGGAGGACGGAGGACGUGGGGUCACAUGGGGUGUACGUGCCAUGGAGGUCAAAGGUCAACUCAUUUUAGCACCUGAGCCCCUCACCUGUCCAAACAGGAAGCAAAAAGAGCGAAUGGCUGAGCUGCAGGAGAGGAGGCGGAGCCUGCAAGCACUGUUGAGCACACGAUUGGCUGAGCUCAGGCGGAUCUGUCUCCAGGAGGCGGAGUUGACAGGUGCAGUCCCCAGUGACUUCCCCUUGGAGGCGGGGGAGAAGCCACCCUGCAUUCGUCGACGAGGUGGGACGUUCCGUCAGGGAAACAGGAAGUGUCGAGUGGAGCAGGAUGAAGACGGUCAGCGCGCCAAACCCAGAAAAACUUUAUUCAGUGCAGCUCUGAGGAAACACAGCGACUCUGAAAACAGCACGCACACUCAGACGCACACGCACCACGGCAAGAGGACCGUGCACAGAGGCUGCCACACAGACGAUAAUGUGCGAUCAGAGAGCAGCUCGGCGUCAGACUCAACAGGAAACGACAACGACAACGGUGUGUCUCAGUGUCGCCCCCUACUGGUUUCUGCUGGAUCUCCUGUGGAGGUCUUCAACCAGAACAAAACCAAGAAGAACUCUGUGCUCAGCAGGCCUGAGCUCCGAGAGACCAGCAAGCCCCCCCCUCUCCCUCCCUCCCACCCUCCUCCCCCGCCCCCCCGCUCUCAGGACUCCUCCUCCUCUUCUGAUGCCGGACGGGAGGGAGGAUGCAAGACGUCCCGCCAAAGUAACGGCUCAGACGUCCCUCCCUCGGGGGAGAAUGUCGGGGUCCAGCAGGGGGCAGUGUGGGUCAACGGCGCGACAGUGUCCCGGGGAACGAACGCCGCCGGAUUGUUCUGGAGCGCCGAGACACUGGCAGACAGACGGACCAGAACCAACCCUGGAGCCUCAGAGGGGGGCGGCAGGGCGGCGGGGCAAGGAGGAGGGAGAGGAGGCGGAUACAGCGAGGUUCUGUUGGACUACGUGUGGGAAAAGCAGCGCCAGCUGCAGCGCCAGCAAUCUCAGCCCAGCAGACCGCCGAACACGUCGCAGCAACAGCCGCUUCAUAACGGCUGCUCCGCCCAGCCGCCCCACGGAGCCCCGCCCACCUACCGCAGUCACCACGGCGACCAGCGCAGAGUUACUGUCACUCGCACAAAGUCCUGUGGCCCAUUCCUGCCGGUGCAACAGAACCAGGCUGAUGUCAACCUUCAGGCUCCGCCCACCAUUCAGCCAGACCCACACCCACAUCUGCUGCCCCCACGCCCGCCUCAGCUGCCCCCCACACAGGACUCCCAGCUGGAGGAGGCCACCAGGAGCCUCCACAAGGCCCUGGCCCUGGAAGGCCUGAGAGAUUGGUACCUGAGGAACACCUUAGGAUCCUCCCAACAGAACCAGGCCUGUGGAAAGGUCUCGGCAGGUGCUGACACUAAGCCAAGUGACGGGCUCAAAGGUCCGGCUGAAGGCUGUGACGCCCUGCAGCGAAGACGCACGACUCACGGAGUGCUGCAGCAGUCGACCUAUCAGAGUCAUCAUUAUGCUGUACCGCAUCACAAACAGACGCUGCCGCACUCCGCCACUUUCCACGGACACCCACUGCACGGGAGGUCUGUGGACAGCUCGCUCUACCUGGACUCCUUUCCCUCCCAAAAACAGGAAGUCUCCCUCAGAGACAUGGUGGACCAGCCGUCCCCUGGGACUCUGGUCUGAUCACCAACCAAUGA
Molecule: messenger RNA, 3305 nt
Organism: Fundulus heteroclitus (mummichog)
Lineage: Eukaryota; Metazoa; Chordata; Actinopteri; Cyprinodontiformes; Fundulidae
Gene: ccdc120a
Product: FERM domain-containing protein 4B
Exons: 11
Coding region: 1618-3291 (557 amino acids)
Source: RefSeq, a predicted model, not a curated record